Colletotrichum godetiae is the source of this 2170-nucleotide messenger RNA. RefSeq names its product heterokaryon incompatibility protein-domain-containing protein. NCBI's taxonomy places the organism in Eukaryota, Fungi, Ascomycota, Sordariomycetes, Glomerellales, Glomerellaceae. Bases 32 to 2083 code for a protein of 683 amino acids. The transcript has a single exon. The record is from RefSeq and is a predicted model, not a curated record.
CCCAGCUAGCCGGUUCCAUCAUCUCAUAUCGAUGAUAUCAAAAUCAAUGGACGAUAUCGGCGUCAAUUCGCGGGUCCUCUACGCCAUCGGCGCUGCGGUAAUUCUGGCUGCCCCGGUCGCACACCACUUGGUUUUCCGCCACAACGACAGGAGCUUGUUGUCGCGGCUUCAGCGAUGGGUCCGGCCUCCGCCUCAACACGCCCACGGUCCACUGGAAGAGGGCCAAUUUCGUCUCAUUCACCUGCUUCCUGGAAAUGAAGGUGACGAAGUUCGGAUAGGCCUCACUAAUGAGUGGCUCAAGGCGCCAGUGAAAUACCAUGCCGUGUCCUAUGCCUGGGGAGACGCGCGAGACAAUGCAUACAUCACCUGCGAAGGAAAGGAGAUACAGAUCACCAGAACUCUGUUCGAAGCACUGAAGCGCUGGCGCCUCCCUACUGAGGAGGUCGUGCUCUGGGCCGACUCCAUUUGCAUCGAUCAGAGGAACACGUUGGAGAAAACACAUCAGAUAGGGCGGAUGUCGGAAAUCUACUCGAAUGCGGAAUCUGUCAGAAUCUGGCUUGGAAGUGAUGAUUCCCAAAUUGAUGGAGUCCAGGAUGUUAUCAAAGAGGCCUGUCAGAUCAUUCCUGAUGUUGUGGACGAUCCUCAACAGAACAGGAAAAGUGCAGAUAUCCUUGCCACUCGCAACCAAGAACGAACCCGAGAGGGCAAGACUACCGUCUGGAGUCUAGACUGGAAACCUCUGAGGGCGCUCAUGAAUCACACUUGGUUCGAAAGAAAGUGGGUUUAUCAAGAGGCGAUCCUCAACGACAACACCUGGCUCUACUGCGGAAAGCUUAUGAUGCCUUUCCAACCACUCUCAGAGCUGGCCCUAAGAAUGUCAACGUUUGGUAUCCAAGCUCUGCCCAAGGAUGGAACUGUGAACGACAGCAACGUGACUUUUCUCCCGAUCCGUCUCUACAACCUCUCCAUGAUGCGCAUGAGCCAGUGGUAUCGAGGAAAGCAACCUGUCACGCUGAUGGAUGGUGUCAAAGCCACCAGAGCAUUUCAAUGCACAGAUCCUCGGGACCACAUUCUGGGUGUCUUAGGCUACGCCUCAGACUUCGAGAAAGAUAGCAUCAUAUCCCGGGACAACUUGUACUCUCUCUCGGUUCAAGAGUGUUACUUGCGAUUUGCCCGAUCUCAGCUCCUGGAGAAGAAGAACCUCGGCGUUCUGGCCUCCGCACCGCAGAGACUAAUCACCGACGUCGCGCUUCCCUGGUAUUACCGUCCUAUAUACCGAUGGAAGCGGCGAAGGCUACCAGGUCUUCCAACCUGGGUACCUGACUUGAGAAACCAGGAGUUAGAUGCUUUGCCAAGCUACAGCGUUCGGUAUGGCAAGUUCUCGGCCGGCGGAACACAGUGUGGUAGAGUCGAAAUCAUCGGCAAUAAAAUACUACGGUGUUCCGGCAUGAUCGUCGAUACCAUUCAGGAAGAUGGAGUCUUCUGGCCCGAACUACCGCUCCCGCCGAAACCUAAGCGCGUCCCGUACCCGCUCGACAAGAUGGAUGUUUACUACGCUAGAAACUCGUUAAGGUCACUCGAAUUUUACAAAUCCUGCGUUCGCAUUGCGUCGGGUUCAGAUCGCAUUCAAGACAUGUCCCCCGAGCGCCUCGCUGAUUUCUGGAAGACUCUGACAUCUGAGAGGAGCCAGCUGAGCGACCGCGUCGACGUGGACCUGUCAGAGUCUGUCAAGACGAUGAUCACGAACAUGGAGACUUGGCUCGUCUCGGAAGACCCCGAAGAGGCGAACAAGGCACGAUUGAGCUUCGUGGCGGCUGCUGUGCAAGUGGAAAUGACAAUCCUAGCUGCCGCCAGUCCACGGAGGUUCUCUCGCACAACGGCCGGCAGGCUUUGCUUAGUGCCUCGAGAGGCAAAGGUUGGAGACUCGGUAUGUCUGCUACUGGGUUCUGAGGUUCCCUUCGUGAUUCGGCCUACGCGAAGCGGUAUGUAUGAGCUUAUAGGGGAUGCGUACGUCAGUGGUAUCAUGGACGGAGAAGCUGUUGCCUCUGGCGAAUAUACUCAGGCGGAAAUCGAGAUAGAGUAGCGCAAGCAAGUGUUUUUCAAGUGCGUGUGUGAGCUCCUGGAAGUAUUAAGCGUUGGAAAGAAAUAGCUUCAAAUUCCUCGUUGAGAG